CGGAGAUGAAACUAGCAAGCUAGCUAACUUAGCUAUUUUGCAAGCGACUGAAGUUGACAUAACGAAAAAAAUUGUUAAGAUGGAGGUGUUGUCACAGAAUGACACAGAUUAUCGGGAUCUGAGGGACCAAGUCGAAGAAGAGGAUGGGAGGGGAGACCAACAGGAGCUGGAGGACAACAUGCCCAACAUCAACACAGCCCCCUCAUUGUGGCCCCCGCCAGAGGUUGGAGUAGAACUAGAGAUGUCAGAUUACCCCGCCUCCUACAAGGAGAACUCGCCACAGGAGAACCAGUUGCUAGACAUGGCUGAAAACUUCCGCUGCCAGUACUUCCACCUGUACCCAGAACGCAAACCCCUACUGCUGUGCCCAUUUAAUGAGUGUGGGGUCAAGAAGUUUGUGAGUACGACACUUCGGCCCACACUGCUCUCCUACCCAGAGCUGUACAGCUGGGAUGGGUGUGCCAGCUUAGUGUCUGACUUCUUGUGUCUAGAACCACUUGACCCUCCCUGUGACCUGUCCAGACAGCUCUUCUCCCCCACCUGGGUGCUGCAAACUCAGAGGGGCAACUGCUUUGAUUUCUCCACUCUGCUGUGCUCCCUCUUGCUGGGUGCAGGCUAUAACGCCUACUGCGUCAGCGGCUAUGCUGUUAAGGACAUGUGCCUGCGCAACCAGUGCCGUCAAGAUUGCCCUCUGAAAGUCAGAGAGGAGAAGGUAAAAGUAGAGGAGCCAAAGAGGCCUAUAAAGAAGUACACGGUGAAGCCGCCGCGGGACCUACGCAGUGGCUUCCAAAAGCAGCAGGAGGCCCGGCGGCAGGCCGCCACACAGGCCGUCAUCCAGAAGAGACAGGAGGAGGAAGAGAAACUAGAAGCAGAGCGUGAGCGGCCUCCCCCAGACCCCCUGCUGGGCCAGCGGGUGCACAGCUGGGUGCUGGUUUUGUCAGGCAGCCGGGACGUUCCGGAGAACUUCUUCAUUGACCCACUCACGGGGAGGAGCUUCUCCACCAGCGACUCCUCGUUCCUUGGCAUAGAGAGUGUCUGGAACCAUCAGAACUACUGGGUCAACAUGCAAAGCUGCCGCUUUGGCUGUGCGGAGAUGACCUUUGACCUGUUUGAUACGGUGAGAUGGGAGUGCCUGCUGUCAGGUUCCGCAGUGGAGCUCCAGCUGCUCAUCUCUGACUUGAAGAUAAAGCAAGAGACUGAGGAGCACGAAGAAGAAGAAGAGGAGGAGCCCAAGGACUUUGAGAUGCCUCCAUCUUGGGUGAAAGCAAUCCAGAUCUCACGACAAGAUAUGGAGACACGCUGCCCUGGGGGGAAGAAGGCGAUCCAGUACCGGAAGGCUAAGCUGGAGAAGUUUGCCCCCUACACACAGCUGGAUGGACUUAUCACACGCCUGACCACCUUCACUGACCUUGAAUGCAAGCAGCCCAACGCAAAGCGGGAGUGGUAUCAGAACAGACAGGACCACCUGGAGGAACGCGAAGUGGACAUAGUCAGCAGUGUGACUCUGGAGAAGUUCCGUCCCGGGCGAAGCCAUGCGUUGAAGACCCACAGGUAUGUGACGCUGGUUCCGGAAACAGAGCGUGAGAUGGAGUUCUACAGCAACGCCCGGGUGGACGGGCUGGCCAAGCGAGAGGAGCAGCCCUUGGAGAUGACAGAGAGCUUCGAGGACCGUUCGGACUUCCUGUACUACCGCCACGUGGUGUUUAACGAGCGCACUGAAGAACAAAAUCCUGCCAAGGUUCACGAUGCAGAUCACCGCCCCAUACAGAAGGUUGUGGAGAGGUUCCACAGAGACCGGUCAAAGCCAGCCAGCGAGGAUGUGGCAGAGCGGGUCUUCUUAGUGUCUGAGAAUCGCAUCCACCUGACGUACCACCGAGAAGAUGACCGAAUUGUCCCUGGCUGGCGCAGCUUCAUCAAGCCCUUGGACGUAGGGGACUCGCAGAACCAGCAUUCCUUCACUCCUGAUAUGGUCUCCACUUUCCAGGUUGACCCAUUUCAGAAGCCCUGCAAAAACCUGUUUCUGUAUGAAAUGUUGGUCUCUCUGAUGGAGGAGGAGGAGAAAGUGAUGCUCCGAGUGAAGGAGUCUGAAACAGAGGUGCGCACGAUUCUUAAUCUACGGGCUCAGGAAGAGAGCAAUAUUGAGCUACAGAUCUGCAUCUACAACACAGCCAGGAAUGAGAAAGCACGCCUCCACCGGGAGGCGCUGGAACGUAUGGCUAAUGAGGAGCGCCUGCGACAGGAGGAGGAGGAGUUGGACUUCCUGGCACCGUUCCUGGCCCGGCUGAACAGUUCGGAGAUUCUGACCCACGAGCUUGCAGUUCAGCUGCGGAACAACUGUUUGGCUACCCUUAAGCAGCAGCUCAUUGAUGAGGCCAACCUGAUCCAGGCCCGCUUUGAGAUGGAGACCCAAAAGUUGGAGCAGAAGCAGCAGUGGUACCAGAGGAAUCAGCUGUCCAUGACUAGGGAGGAUGAGGAAGAAUACCUGACCUUCUGCUCUGAUGCAAUGUUCAAAAUCCAUGUCCUGAAACUGCGCCUCAGCAGGCAAAAGGAAGAGGCCCCACAGAAAUACCUGGCUUUGGACAAGAAACUUAGACAUGACCCCAGACUGGUUAAUCUCCUGUGAUGACACCUGAACCCUGUCUGAUUCACCUCCAUCAUCUGCUUUCACACCACCUGACUCACCUCCAUCCACCAAACCCAACUGACCCACCCACUCCACCUGACAUGCUCCCCAUCACGUGACACACCUGUGCCACCUGACACUUCCAUGAUUUCAUCACCUAACACACCUUGCAUUUGCUAUUACCUUGGUAACCUCAAGAAUACCUUCUCACCUUCACACCUCCUGUUGUGUCACCAACACUGGACUUGGACAACAGUUGGAAACAGCUACUGGACUCACAUUAAACA
Megalops cyprinoides (Indo-Pacific tarpon) is the source of this 2910-nucleotide messenger RNA. It is a transcript of the gene drc7, whose product is annotated as coiled-coil domain containing 135. Bases 80 to 2623 code for a protein of 847 amino acids. Gene Ontology annotation, cellular component: motile cilium. Gene Ontology annotation, biological process: flagellated sperm motility. The transcript is spliced from 18 exons. Lineage: Eukaryota; Metazoa; Chordata; Actinopteri; Elopiformes; Megalopidae. The record is from RefSeq and is a predicted model, not a curated record.